This is a messenger RNA of Macrobrachium nipponense, 468 nucleotides long. RefSeq lists its product as uncharacterized. Lineage: Eukaryota; Metazoa; Arthropoda; Malacostraca; Decapoda; Palaemonidae. The transcript has 2 exons. The record is from RefSeq and is a predicted model, not a curated record. Bases 1 to 468 code for a protein of 155 amino acids.
AUGUUAGUUGAUGGAAGUACACGAAUAACGCCAACGGUUUCCAGUCCAGUAGAUUUGCUAGAGGUGACGCUGGAUGAAAAAGCGGGUAUUCCAACACUGAGUUUUACAAAGGUGGAUUCCACCCCACAUCCCACAUUCACCCAUUUCCACACCCAUACCCUACAUCCAACCCCGAAGCCCCCACACUCAUGCCCCACAUCUCACUACACGCUCGGACCACACCCCCCACCUCGACCCCACAAUCCAUCCCAACCUCAACACCCUGCAACCUCCACACUCUUACCCCACCCCACACACAAAACUACACAUCCCAUACCCACUCCUUCCCACACUAUCCCACCCCACACACCAUCUCCCCACAUAUCACCGCCGUACCCCACUCCUCAUCCACACCCCACCCACACCGUACCCCACACCCCACCGGGACUGCAACUUGAGUUAUCAUCAAGUUUGUAUGAAUUUCUGUAA